GAGACGAAAAUAAACCAUUGAUGGAUCAAAAUGAAGAGCCCAAAUUACACAAUCAACGAGUCCCAGUAAACACCCUUCUCCAAGAAACCUCUACACACUAUAUAUAUAUAUAUAUAUAUAUAUAUAUAUAUAUAUAUAUAUAUAUAUAUAUAACACGCACUAAACACACAGUGACAGUGACAGAGGAAAACAAAUGAUGGCGUUCACAUUCGAAUCUCUCCCCUCUUCCAACAAAGUUCUGACGGCGGCGGCUUCCGUCACCGCCUCCGUAAUCCUCUUCAAAUCCAUCGCCAGCGAUCUCAUCCCACAACAAAUCCAAACCUACUUCUCCUCUUCCCUCCUCAAACUCUCCGGCCGCCUCUCCUCCCAGCUCACCGUCGUCGUCGAAGAAUCCGAGGGCCUUACCUCCAACCAAAUGUUCGCCGCCGCCGCCGUCUAUCUCGGCACCAAAAUCUCCUCCUCCACACAGAGAAUCAAAGUGACCAAACCCGAAAAGGACGAGGAACUCUCCGUCACCGUCGACAAAAACCAGGAAAUCGUCGACUUCCACGGCGGGAUCAAGUACAAGUGGGUCCUCCAAUCCUCCGCCGUCAAACAGGCGGCGCAAGUUGGCAAAAACACCACCCCCAAAACCGAGCUCCGCUUCUUCGAGCUGAGCUUCCACAAAAAACACAGAGACCACGCCCUAAAAACCUACCUCCCCUACAUUCUCCAAAAAUCGAAGGAGAUCAAAGACGAAAUCAGAACGGUGCGCCUCCACACCGUCGAUUACAACGGCACCGAUUACUGGAGCUCCGUCGUGCUGAACCACCCUGCAACAUUCGAAACGAUGGCGAUGGAUCCUGAUACGAAGGACGAUUUGAUUGGGGAUCUGGAUAGAUUUUCGAGGAGGAAGGAUUAUUACAGGAGAGUAGGGAAGGCUUGGAAAAGGGGGUACUUGUUUUACGGGCCGCCGGGGACCGGGAAAUCGAGCUUGGUGGCGGCCAUGGCUAAUUAUCUCAAGUUCGAUGUUUAUGAUUUGGAUUUGAGAGAGGUUCAGUGCAAUUCAGAUCUGAGGAGGCUGUUGAUUGGUUCGGCGAAUCGUUCUAUACUGGUGAUUGAAGACAUUGAUUGCAAUGUUGGAUUGCAGAACAGAGAUAUUGAUACUAGUACACCUGAAGACGACAAGAUAACACUAUCGGGACUACUGAACUUCAUCGAUGGAUUGUGGUCGAGCUGUGGAGACGAGAGAAUAAUAGUGUUCACAACGAAUCACAAGAACCGGUUAGACCCGGCCCUGCUCAGACCGGGUCGGAUGGACGUACAAUUGGAAAUGGGUUAUUGCAAAUUCAGUGGUUUCAAGAUACUCGCCUCCACUUACCUCAGGAUAGAUGGGGAGGAGGAGGAGGGGCAUCCGCUUUUUGCGGCGAUUGACGAGCUUCUGGCGAAAGUUCAGGCGACUCCGGCGGAGGUCGCCGGAGAACUGAUGAAGAGUGAGAAUGCUGACGUUGCAUUACUAAACCUCGUCAAAUUCCUCGAGGCUAAGGAAAUCAGGGCCUGAUGAUGAUGAUUACUUGAAUAAUUACGGUUGUUGAAUAAAACCACUUCAUUUUAUUUUAUGUGGUGAUUUUGGCGUGUACUAUUUAUUUUUUAGGUAGAUUUUUUUUAUUCUUUUUUUGGUUUUAUUAUGAUAAGAUUUUAGGCAUUA
Erythranthe guttata (spotted monkey flower) is the source of this 1687-nucleotide messenger RNA. RefSeq names its product AAA-ATPase At3g50940. Gene Ontology annotation, molecular function: ATP binding; ATP hydrolysis activity. The record is from RefSeq and is a predicted model, not a curated record. Lineage: Eukaryota; Viridiplantae; Streptophyta; Magnoliopsida; Lamiales; Phrymaceae.